CACAUUUUAGAUCGCCAACAACAAAUCCCAACAUCCACCUACCUACCCACAGCCCACUGCUGCCGACAGAGAAAGCGAGAAAGAAAAAAACCCUUAUCAAAAACUACUGCCAUGGCCACGAUAAACUACCGCCUAAUCGACGUCGACGCACUUGACCCCGAAUCAGCAUUCCCGGCGGAGCUAUUGACACCCCCGUGUGAUCCGAUCCCGACUUCCGAGAUCCAAUCGCUAGCAACGCACUGCCGGCAGCUCCUACAACGUGGAGAUCAAGAGGCGGCAUUGGUAGCGGCUUUGGAGAACGUUCCGUACGGGGGUGAUGAGCAGGGGAAGGAGCUUCACUUGGGAACCGUCCUAGAGAUUUUGUCCUCGAUUAAGGCGGUAGAGAUGUCGCCAUUGCUUGGGAGACUGUAUGCUUCGCCCAGUGGGACGGAGUUGUUGGAUGUCCUUACUAAAUAUCUCUACAAAGGAAUGGCCCGCCAUAACAAUUCCGCUUCUAGCACUUCCACCCCCGGGGUCUCGUCUCAUGCUACGGGUGUUUCAUCGGUUAGUGGGGCCAGGGAGUACGGCGUUGCACCGGGCAGGGGUGAUGGCGGUGGUAUGAGUGUGCUGCUCAGUUGGCAUGAGAAGGUUGUUGAGAUUGCGGGAACGGGGGCAAUCGUGAGAGUCAUGACCGACCGAAGAACCGUUUAACAGAGCACACACAGUCAUAGUACCAUAAUAACCAAAGAGAGAGAGAAACCCCUUUCACACCUGG
Molecule: messenger RNA, 754 nt
Organism: Tuber melanosporum (Perigord truffle)
Lineage: Eukaryota; Fungi; Ascomycota; Pezizomycetes; Pezizales; Tuberaceae
Exons: 4
Coding region: 112-690 (192 amino acids)
Biological process (GO): regulation of actin filament polymerization; Arp2/3 complex-mediated actin nucleation
Cellular component (GO): actin cytoskeleton; Arp2/3 protein complex; cytoplasm
Molecular function (GO): actin filament binding
Source: RefSeq, a predicted model, not a curated record